ACAAUUGCUUCCUUUCUUACUUUCUGCCCUCCAUUUUGUUCUUAGUUAAGGAAUAUGAGAGUACGAGAUGCUGUUGGAUUCCACCCGAGAAGUACCUUGUCAGAACCACGAAGGGAAUAUAAACAGAUGCUUGAAUGCCAGAAGUAUAGAGUCCAUUUCACCUACACUGGAAGAUAUGGCUCCAUCCGUAUGCCAAAGAAUGCAGAUCCAUUUUGCAGGAAUAUUUUGAAAGGCUUCCUGAACCUGCUCACUCUCACACCACGGUACCAGAAAGAGUAUGAAGUACUGGAGGAUGGGCUUGAAGGCGAGUGCAACACCAGGUACGUUCUCUACGAGGAGAAAAAGAACAACAUCUACCUGUUUAACAGAAUCAGGGACCUGAACAACUGCAAGCAAAAAGUUAUGCUGAAUGUUGGAAUCCCCUUCUUCCAUCUCUUCCAGCAACCCAACUGCUUCCAAAGAGAAAGAUUUGUUCAAGGCACAUCUGCCUUUGUCACCAAAGUGAAGCGUGACAACAAAGGUGAUCUGAUCACUCAAGUCAAGUCUGAACAAGUAUUGGAGUUCCCUAUAGGUGGAGAGGAUGCUACUGGAUAUAUGAAAGCUCACCAAUUGUUGAACUUGAGAGAAGUGAGACCUGACCAAGGUCAGCAGCAGCAGCAGCAGCAGCAACAACAACAACAACAACAACAAGAAGGAGAGCUUGAAGUAACCAGCAUUCGUUAUGAGAUUCCCAAAAGUCUGUUUUUGCCCGUGAUGGAGAAUUACAACAGAGAUCCUGUACAACAGGCUGAGCAACUCUUGCAAGACUCAGUGCACUGGCAAAUGCAGGAUAAAAUGUUUUCCAGCAAGGCUAUAGUAUUGGUCCGACUUGUACAACGCAUGUCAUACAACGAUCUGUCAACUCUCUACAAUAAGGUUUCAAGAAUCCCUGUUGCUAGAAAAAACCUAUUGAUUUCAUGUGUGCAUGCGGGUAAUUUGAUCACAGUGAAGUUCAUCAAGGACAAGGCAGUCAGUGGAGAACUGGCUUAUUCUGACCUGAUUUGGCUUUUGCCCACAACCUUCCAUUUUGCUAACCCAGAUAUUACAAAAGUGGAGGAAACUGCUAAAGUGACAGCAGAAUUACUUUCCAAAAUCCCUGACAAAACAUCUUUCCUUGGAAAAGCAACCUACCUGGCAUAUGGGACUAUGGUGAACAGGCAAUGUUCUACUUCUCGAACUUGUCAUCCUAAAUUGCUUGAGCCUCUCCACAACAUCCUAACUGAGGCAGUUCGGGAUAAAGAAGAAAACAAAAUGGUAUUAGGCAUGAAAGCUAUUGGCAAUGCCGGUCAGAUCAGCAGCCAGAAACAUAUAAAAGUCCUGUGUGAGACUGCUAAAUAUCCUGAAUACAUCCAGGUCGUUGCAAUUCAGACCCUAGCGCAAAUCGGCAAGCAGGAUCCUACAAAGGUAAGUGGCAGAAGACAUGUCUUUGUUAGAGUAGGUAAAAACUUUGUGUGUGUGUAUGUGUAUGUGUGUGUGUGUAUAUGUAUAUGUAUAUGUAUAUGUAUAUGUAUAUGUAUAAUGGUCUUGCUUUCAGGUAACUGCAAAAUUUUGUAACCCAGCUAAAAGUUU
This is a messenger RNA of Notechis scutatus (mainland tiger snake), 1608 nucleotides long. Lineage: Eukaryota; Metazoa; Chordata; Lepidosauria; Squamata; Elapidae. The record is from RefSeq and is a predicted model, not a curated record.